CAUUACGGACCCCGGUUAUGGACCUCUGGCGACUCGCUCGUUCACAACAACAACAAACAUAGUAGCAUUUUUUGUCAACUUUUAUAUUUUUUUAAUAAGAUUUAUUAGAUUAUCAAAAAUCUUAUAAAUUUUUGCCAACAUUUCUCAGAAGAAUAGCAUUAAUUUUCAGCAUAGAUAGCGAUAAUGACAGUGUUCACAGCGAAAGCGAGUUUUACUACCCUGAGGAAGAAGAAAUGAAAGAAAACAUUUCAGGAGAAAGCUAAAAACCUCUAACUGUUGCUAAUGCCGAGCAAAAACAUAGCUGAAUCCUGAAUGACUCAAUUUUGUAAAAUAGGGGACUACAUAGGCGGCAAAAUGUAGGUUUUUUCCUGCAAUGGAAGUGCAUUUGUAUACCGAGGAGGAAGCCAUUUGCAUUACAGCCGUGAAUGAGGAUUCAAAAUGGCGGCUCGGCUCGGUUUUCCCUUUCGGGCACUCUUGUUUUCUGUUAGAAUUUGGUAAAGAAAAAAAAAAUAUUAUUUACCAGCUUAAGGUCGGUCCGAAUGGUGAAAUACCGUGACCUCAGCCUUGAAUAUUGGCCUGGGCCCAGAGGACCUCUGUCAGUACUUUCAAGAGCUCAGUCACGGCAUUUCAUGAUACAGACCUCCCAGCUGGUAAAUAACAUUUUUUUUGCGGUCCAAAUCCUGCGCUCUGAUUGGCUGGUGAGCGGGUCCGUAUCCUAUGGUACGGACCCCGGUUACGGACCUCUGACGGCUCGCUUGUUCACAACAACAAACAUAGUAGAAUUUUUUGUCAACAUUUUUUUUAAUAAGAUUUAUUUAUAAGAUUAUCAAAAAUUUUGUAAAUUUUUGCCAGCAUUUCUCAGGAAAAUAGCAUUAAUUUUACAGCAUGGGUAGUGAUAACGACAGUCUUCACAGCGAAAGUGAGUUUUACUACCCUGAGGAAAAAGAAAUAAAAGAAAACAUUUCAGGAGAAAGCUAAAAACUGUAAUUUGCUAACACCAAGCAAAAACAUGGCUGAAUCCUGAAUGACUCCUAUUUGUAUAAAUAGGGGAUUACAUAGGCGGCAAAAUGUAGUUUUUUUCCUGCCAUGGAAGUGUACUUGUGUACUGAGGAGAAAGCAAUUUGCAUUAUAGCUGUGAAUGAGGAUUCAAAAUAGCAUUAAUUUUACAUCAUGGAUAGUGAUAACGACAGUGUUCACAGCGAAAGCGAGUUUUACUACCCUGAGGAAGAAAAAAAUUAAAGAAAACAUUUCAGGAGAAAGUCAAAAACCUCUAACUUGCUAACAGUUUGAUCUCAUUAGUUAAUGAGGCCCAUUUUGGACCAUGUUAUCCUAAUACAUAAUAUUACGUUAGGUAAAAACUUUAAACCAGUACAAUCUCUUCUUCAAAGUUUCACCAAAUGGCUUUAUUUAUGUAAUAUAAAGGUCAUAAUACUGUCUAACUUUGGUUGAGCAAAAACACCGAGUAAAAACAUGGCUGAAUCCUGAAUGACUCAAUUUUGUAUAAAUAGGGGACUACAUAGGUGGCAAAAUGUAUUUUUUUUCCUGCCAUGGAAAUGCACUUGUAUACCGAGGAGGAAGCAAUUUGCAUUACAGCCGUGAAUGAGGAUUCAAAAUGGCAGCUCGGCUUUCCCUUUCGGGUGCUCUCGUUUUCUGUUAGAAUUUAGUAAAGAAAAAAUAAAUAUAUUAUUUACCAGCUUAAAGGAAAACUCCGGAGUGAAAUGCUUUUUAGGUCUGUUCUCGCAUUAUUGGGAGUACAUAAGUUGAGUUGCUAUCACAAUCACAUCAAUCGGAUGUGUUUUCAGAAAAUUCGUUUUUUGUGAUUUCAACCGGAAAGCGCUAACACGGCAGUGGCCGGGGCAUGUCUUUUUGCCGAUACAAAACGCUAGUUUUAAAACCAUUGCAAAGCUCAAAACAACAUGACAGUUCUGUGGAAGUGAGUAGAGGGUUCCUACAAACAAAACAAGGUGUGUCUAGCUCUAAAAGUGCACGAAUAGUGUGUGUAGAAUGGUAAAUAUAAAGGCAGUGACCUUACUUGAAUUUGGUCUUCCUCAGACGCCAUCUUCAGUGGACAGUCCGUAAAAGCCGAGUGCAGAGCCCAUUGUGCAUUUCCAGCGGGAUGGGCUCUGCACUCGACAAACAGGGAUGACCGCAGCCUUGAGAGGAUUGUCAAGAAAAGUUGAUUCAAGAACUUCGGAGAGUUUCACAAAGAGCAGACUGAGGCUGGAGUCAAUGCAUCAAUAGCCACCACGCACAGAUGUCUUCAGGAAGGGGGCUACAACUGUCACAUUCCUAAUAUCAAGCCACUCCUGAAUCAGAGACGUCGUCAGAUGCGUUUUACUUGGGCUAAGGAGGGAAAGAACUGGACUUUUGCUCAGUGGUUCAGAGUCCUCUUUUCAGAUGGAAAAAGUUGCAUUUUAUUUGGAAAUCAAAGUCCUAGAGUCUGGAGGAAGAGUGGAGAGGCACAAAAUCCAAGGUGUUUGAAGUGCAGUGUGAAGUUUCCGCAGUCUGUGAUGAUUUGGGGUGCCAUAUCAUCUGCAGGUGUUGGUCCACUGUGUUUUAUUGAGUCCAAAGUCAGCACAGCUGUCUACCAGGAGAUUUUACAGCACUUCAUGCUUCCAUCUGCUUAUAAGCUUUAUGGAAAUGCCAAUUUCCUUUUCCAGCAGGAGUUAGCAUUUGCCCACAGUGCCAAAACUACUACCAAUUGGUUUGCUGACCAUGAUAUUACUGUGCUUGAUUGGCCAGCCAACUCACCUGACCUGAACCCCAUUGAGACUCUAUGGGCUAUUGUCAAGAGGAAGAUGAGAAACACCUGACCCAAAAAUACAGACAAGCUGAAGGCCGCUAUCAAAGCAACCUGGGCUUCAAUAAUACCUCAGCAGUUACACAGGCUGAUCGCCUCCAUGCCACAUUGCAUUGAUGCAGUAAUUCAUGUUUUUAUUGACGAGAAGAAGGCCUCUCAGGUUAUCCGAGCAAAGAGGGCAAACACAAUUUUUGAGGAGCUAAAGCAAGGGAAUCUGGAGAGGGAAUGUGUGGAAGAGAUCUGUGACCAUGAGGAGGCUCGAGAGGUGUUUGAGACCAAUGAUGAUACGACUGCAUUUUGGAACAUAUACUUGGGUUGUUCUGGCACCACGGUACAGCGGAAUGUGGAUAAUAUCAGAGGAAUCCGAAUUUGUUUAGAUCACAAAGGUCUCUGUUAUGUUAACACGGGUGAAUGCUACAAUGGUGAUGUCAAUAUCACUAUCUCAGGAAAGCCAUGCCAGUACUGGGCAAGCAACUUCCCUCACAAAAUUACUGAAUUCAAUGUAACAGAGCUGAAACUGCCAGAGAAUUUCUGCAGGAAUCCUGAUAAGAGACCCAGUGGGCCAUGGUGCUUCACUAGUGACCCCACUGUCAGGACAGAGAAAUGUGCAGUUCCAAAAUGUGGUGAGACGUCACCACCCCCUGUCCAAGUAAAGAACGUGUCUGAGCGCUACAGUCAAACUAACUGUUUACAGGGCAAUGGGGAUAGCUACAAUGGAACACUCUCAGUGACUCUGCAUGGACACACCUGCCUGGAUUGGAACCUUCCCAAAACGAAAGCUUUGAGUGUGCGUAAGGAUUUCAACCCUGAGGUUACUCUAUUGAAAAACUACUGCAGGAACCCAGACGGAGAUUUGGAGGGACCAUGGUGCUUUGUGAAAGAUGCGGAAAAUCUUACCAUAGACUACUGUAAUUUGGAGCUCUGUGAUGCUCCUCUGGAUGGGGUGAUAGAAGAAAAUAGUGUUCGACACAGAACUGUUGCAGCCAAAAGAGACACUUUCUUUAACCCUAGGAGCUUUGGCUAUGGAGAAUUGGUAUGUGGCGAGCGUCCCUUGUUUGAGAAAAUAAACAAAGAAGAUAGCACAGAAGUCGAGCUCAUCAAAUCCUAUGGAAAGAGAAUCGUAGGUGGGCAAAAUGCUGAUGAAGGAAGUGCACCAUGGCAAGUGAUGCUGUAUAAGCGUAAUCCUCAAGAGCUACUGUGUGGAGCCAGCUUGAUCAGCAAUGAGUGGAUACUCACUGCCGCCCACUGCAUCUUUUAUCCACCGUGGGGCAAGAACUACACCACUGAGGACAUUCUUGUGCGACUUGGAAAACAUGAGCGGGCCAAGUAUGAGAGAUUAAAAGAGAAGAUUGUGGCUAUUGAUCAAAUCAUCAUCCAUCCUAAGUAUAACUGGAAAGAGAAUCUGAACAGAGACAUCGCUCUGCUGCACAUGAAGAAAUCUCCUGAAUUCACCACUCGGAUCCACCCCAUCUGCCUGCCUACCAAGAAUAUCGUAAAAACUUUGAUGUCAGUUGGCUACAAGGGUCGUGUGACAGGCUGGGGGAACCUGAAAGAAUCAUGGACAUCUAGCCAUCAAAACCUUCCAGUAUUUCUGCAGCAGGUCCACUUACCCAUCGUAGACCAACAAACCUGCCGCCAAUCCACCCGCAUCCCCAUUACGGACAACAUGUUCUGUGCUGGUUAUAGUCCUGAAGAUAAUAAAAGAGGUGACUCCUGCGAAGGAGACAGUGGUGGACCUUUUGUAAUGAAGAAUCCUGAUGAUAAGCGCUGGUACCAGAUUGGUAUUGUUUCAUGGGGUGAGGGCUGUGAUCGGGAUGGGAAAUAUGGAUUCUAUACUCAUUUGUUCCGUCUGCGCAACUGGAUAAGGAAGGUCAUCGAGAAAUCAAAUGCUGAUGAUGACUGAUGUUCUUAUGAUAAUGAAAAGAGUUCCAAAAUCAGAUCUCUUUCAAAAGUUGUAUUCAUUUGCAAAUAAAAUUUGAUUAUUUUCAAAGAG
Messenger RNA from Neoarius graeffei (lesser salmon catfish), 4793 nucleotides. It is a transcript of the gene f2, whose product is annotated as coagulation factor II (thrombin). Lineage: Eukaryota; Metazoa; Chordata; Actinopteri; Siluriformes; Ariidae. Bases 2901 to 4703 code for a protein of 600 amino acids. Gene Ontology annotation, biological process: positive regulation of blood coagulation; platelet activation; proteolysis. The record is from RefSeq and is a predicted model, not a curated record. The transcript has 14 exons. Gene Ontology annotation, cellular component: extracellular region. Gene Ontology annotation, molecular function: calcium ion binding; serine-type endopeptidase activity.